Plectropomus leopardus (leopard coralgrouper) is the source of this 2410-nucleotide messenger RNA. Lineage: Eukaryota; Metazoa; Chordata; Actinopteri; Perciformes; Serranidae. The record is from RefSeq and is a predicted model, not a curated record.
UGCUGCCUUUAAUUUGAGAAGGAUUUUCAUUUUUAUUGUACAUGCAUAUUGGUUCCAAAUAUCAGUUAUCAGUCUCAUUAUCUACUAAUAAUCCGUAUCCGCCCUGAAAAACCAGUCGACCCCUAAUAUUUUUUGCAACUUCAAUGUAAAUACAGUGCCAGAAUGCAUUAUAGAGCAUGAAAAUUGAGUUGUUUUUGUCCUCAACUCCUAGAAACAACUCUGCAUUCACCAGACGGCUGCACCACGAAGCAAGUUCAACCGAUCCCGGCUCUCGACAAACCCUGCAGCCUCGGUCAGAGACAACAGUAUAAAGCUGCGCCAGCUCCGGAAAAACACCACAGAGAUCCACGCUCAAGAGACAAAGCUCCAGCCAUGGACACCAAGACACACCAACAGAUCAAUACAGCACUCAAAAAAUCCAAGUCUAGAAAGACCAUCACCCACUUCACAAAUGUGCACGGUCUGCCCUGCAUUGAGAAGAUUGUGAGGUCAGUGGAGGAGACCCCGGAGCCCAUCAGCACUGUCAUCACUGGAAAAAUCCCAGAAUGGAUCAGCGGAUCCUUCUUGAGAAACGGGCCCGGGAAGUUUGAGAUCGGAAACCACAAGUUCAACCACUGGUUCGACGGCAUGGCGCUCCUGCACCGCUUCCAAAUAUCCAACGGACAGGUGACUUACAGAAGCCGCUUCCUGUCCAGCGACAGCUACAAAGCCAACAAGGAGCACAGCCGCAUCGCAGUGUCAGAGUUUGGCACCAUCACUGUGCCAGACCCCUGCAAAAACUUCUUCCAGCGCUUUCUGUCCAGAUUUGAAUUUCCACAGCCCACAGAUAAUGCCAACGUGAGCUUUGUGACCUACAAAGGCGAUUAUUACGUCAGCACGGAAACCAAUAACAUGCACAAGGUGGACCCUGAGACACUCGAGACAACCCAAAAGGUGGACUGGAGCAAAUUUAUUGCAGUGAACGGAGCGACCGCACACCCUCACACUGAGCCUGAUGGGACUACUUAUAACAUGGGGAAUUCAUACACCCCUAAAGGAGCGAAUUACAACAUCAUCCGAGUCCCGACCAAGAAAACAGCUGGAGAAACCCUGGAGGGAGCCACAGUGCUGUGCUCUAUUCCCUCCGUGGACAAGAGUAAACCCUCCUACUACCACAGCUUUGCAAUGUCUGAGAACUACGUGGUGUUCAUCGAGCAGCCCAUCAAGAUGAACCUGUUGAAGAUUGUGACAGGCAAGCUGACGGGGAAGAGCAUCAGCGACGGCAUUUACUGGGACCCCAAACUCAACACGAUCUUCCACCUGAUUCACAAGCAGACGGGAGAGGUGAGCUCCGUCAAGUACUUUGCCAAGCCGCUGACCACAUUCCACCAGAUCAACGCGUACGAGGAGGACGGCUUCUUGAUCAUAGACAUGUGUGCUUCAGAUGAUGGCCAGGCGAUCAAUAACUACAACAUCCAAAACCUGCGAAAGUCUGGGGAAGACUUGAGUCAGGUGUAUAACACCUUGUGUAGAGCGUUUCCACGGCGUUUCGUUCUGCCUCUCAAUGUGGACCAGGAGACACCCUACGACCAGAACCUGAACCGGCCCGACACCACAGCCACGGCUAAAAGAGUCGCCAUUAACAAGGUCUUCUGUACCCAUGAGGACCUGCACAGAGAGGACCUUCAUCAUUACGGAGGUUUGGAGUUCCCUCAGAUCAACUACGGCGAGUACAACACUCGCCCCUACCGUUACUUCUACGGCUGCGGCUUCAGGCAUCUUGUUGGAGACUCGCUGAUCAAAAUGGACCUCAACGGGAAACACAUGAAGGUUUGGGAACGACCCGGACUUUAUCCCUCUGAGCCCGUCUUUGUCCCCUCCCCCAACGCCACAGAGGAGGACGAUGGCGUCGUCAUGUCUGUGGUCAUCACACCCAACAUGGACAAGAGCACGUUCCUCCUGGUGUUAGACGCCAAAACGUUCGAGGAGCUGGGACGAGCUGCGGUCCCCGUCAACAACAUCCCCUACGGCUUCCACGGGACAUUCAACGCCAAGGCGUAGACGUGUGAGGACGAAACGAGAGACGACUUUACCUCUGACCUCACAUGGACGGAGACGAGUCCUGGCGGAGGUUCAAAUCUGUAAAUAUUGUCUGUGUUGUUUUGUGUGAAUUUAGAGGUCAGGUAUGAGUGUACAGUUUGUUCGGACAUGUUAGCAGAAAUGAAAAAAAAUACUCGUGGUUAUUCAUAUGACUGGUGUGUUAUUAUUAUUAUUAUUAUUCUGCAGUGUUAAGAAUCUUUUGUAAAGACGUCCUGUUGUUAGGACGUCAUUUUUUUCUAUAAUUUAAAACAUCGUUUUCGAAUGUUUCAACACAAACCCCCAAAAUAUUCUCACUUUGAGCAGUUAUUGUCAUUAAAGCAGCGAUACUCAA